GUGCCAUUCUGUCAUAAUUACACUAGUGGCCCCCUGUGCCCGACGCAGUGUUCCCACCAUACCCAGCUGUUCAGUGAGGGGCUAAAGGACUGGAAUGAGACAACUAGGCCUAGGAAAAAUGCGUUGCUGUGGCAUCUACUGCCAUGGGAGGCGGGGGUAGGGAGAAUGGCGUUGCUAAGGGACAGCUGGUCUAGCAAGAAGAACAGGGUCUCCGGAGUCGGCCGACAGGGCACUGGCGGGUGGCAGGAGCAGGCGGCCCCGCGGGGCGGGUCCCUGGGCCCCACCGCACGCGCCGGGAAAUAAAGGCUCCGCAGGGCGGGGCGGCGAGGGAGGGGCGGAAGUGACGUCGCGUGGGGCGGGCCCGGCCGCGCACAAUGGGCCAUGGAGUUCCCGUUCGAUGUGGACGCGCUGCUCCCGGAGCGGAUCACGGUGCUGGACCAGCACCUGCGGCCCCCGGCCCGCCGACCCGGAACCACAACGCCGGCCCGUGUUGAUUUGCAGCAGCAAAUUAUGACCAUUGUAGAUGAAUUGGGCAAGGCUUCUGCCAAGGCCCAGCAUCUUCCUGCUCCCAUCACCAGUGCAUCGAGGAUGCAGAGUAACCGCCAUGUUAUGUAUGUGCUCAAAGACACUUCAGCUCGACCGGCUGGAAAAGGAGCCAUUAUUGGCUUCCUCAAAGUUGGAUAUAAGAAACUCUUUGUAUUGGAUGAUCGUGAGGCUCACAAUGAAGUAGAACCACUUUGCAUCCUGGACUUUUACAUCCAUGAGUCCGUUCAACGCCAUGGCCAUGGGCGAGAACUCUUCCAGUAUAUGUUGCAGAAGGAGCGAGUUGAACCACACCAACUGGCCAUUGACCGACCCUCACAGAAGCUGCUGAAGUUCCUGAAUAAACACUACAGCUUGGAGACCACAGUCCCACAGGUGAACAACUUUGUGAUCUUCGAAGGCUUCUUUGCCCAUCAGCAUCGGCCCCCUGCUCCCUCUCUGAGGGCAACUCGACACUCUCGUGCUGCUGCAGUCGAUCCUACGCCCGCUGCUCCAGCAAGGAAGCUGCCACCCAAGAGAGCAGAGGGAGACAUUAAGCCAUACUCCUCUAGUGACCGAGAAUUUCUCAAGGUAGCUGUGGAGCCUCCUUGGCCCCUAAACAGGGCUCCUCGCCGUGCUACACCUCCAGCCCACCCACCCCCCCGCUCCAGCAGCCUGGGAAACUCGCCAGAACGGGGUCCCCUCCGUCCCUUUGUACCAGAGCAGGAGCUGCUGCGUUCCCUGCGCCUCUGCCCCCCACACCCUACCGCCCGCCUUCUGCUGGCUACCGACCCUGGGGGCAGCCCAGCCCAACGUCGCCGCACCAGCUCCCUUCCCCGGUCUGAUGAGAGUCGAUACUGAUAGACAGCUAACCCCCUCUCCUCCCUGGGAGACCUAGCGGGGCAAAGACCCCUUUCCCUGAAAACCCCAGACCCACUCUUCCAUUACGUCCCCCAGGAUCCAGUGGAACCUGACAGAAUCCAUAGGAUUCCCUCUUCCCCUUUCUUAGACAACUGCGUUGUCAGGGUCCCAGAUAACCUAAUACUUUGUAGCUUUUCUUACCAUAGAAAGCACCCCUUCUCUCCUAACUUGGGCUCUGAACCCUCUCUGAACAGAUAGCCCUAUUCGCUGCCAGACCCCUUGGUUGGGUGGCUCAUGCUAAUUAUCCAGAGAAGCACACUCUUGCUUGCUGUUAGAUUCUAGAACACCGUGGAAGGUCCAAGGGCCUCCUCUGCCAGGGAAACCUUUUAAGGAGUCUUGUCCAUGGAAGAACUCCCACAUUCCCUCUACAGUGUCUGCUGGUGGCUCUAAUGCUGCUUUGUGCUGCCUACCACCCUUCCCCUUUGAGCCUGCUGAUGCUGACCAAUGAGCUCUGCUUCAGAGCAGUCCAGUUAGGUAGGAUAGGGACUUACCAGCUCCCCAAAGGGAUCCACUCAACAUUGCCAAACUCUUAAUUUCCACGUUUUGUGUAUGCGUAUGUAUCGGGGAACCUCCAAGCUGAUGUCUGCUUUGGGGCUCUAAAGACUUGCCACACUUCUAGAGACACCGCCACUUCCCCCAGAUCCAGAUUCUAUGAAGGAGUUUGUUUCUUGGCAGUAGAUCCCAGCAAGCACCGUGGGAUCACUCUUAGCCAUGUUUCAGAAAAUAAACCUGAGUCUCAAGGAUCUAUUAGCUCCUAGAAUCCCCUCUUGCAUCCAUCCCUCCCCAGUAGCUAGAUGCUGAUAUUUCCUGUCUUGUGAGGUUGUCUUGAGAAGAUGGGGGAACUCUUCCUCUGGCCUUCCUUUUUUCUUUCCUCCUAGCAAGAACCUUCUUCCCUGCUCCGUACCCCCUCCCUACCCUCUGAGUGUGUGGUAGACCAGGUACCUCCACUGCCUAGUGUGUUCCCCAAAUCCUUGGGAGCAGGAUCUCCCUCUCUCCCGACUCACUCCUCCUUUUUCUUCUCCCUCUCAGUGUUGUCUGAAUAAAGUGUGAAUUCUUUUGUGUUUUUUAAAUGGACAUUUUCAAUGAAAAAAAACACUAAAAAAAA
Molecule: messenger RNA, 2548 nt
Organism: Equus caballus (horse)
Lineage: Eukaryota; Metazoa; Chordata; Mammalia; Perissodactyla; Equidae
Gene: ATAT1
Product: alpha tubulin acetyltransferase 1
Biological process (GO): alpha-tubulin acetylation
Cellular component (GO): microtubule
Molecular function (GO): tubulin N-acetyltransferase activity
Source: RefSeq, a predicted model, not a curated record